CCGCCCGCGUGACCCGAACGCCCGGGCCGGCGCUUCCGGAGCGGUUGUGGUUGGGAUAUAAGGCGCCGAGGCCGAGGCGCGCUCGGCUCUGGGCGUUAGCUUCGUCUGCGCGGCGCCCCGCCCGUCCCCCAGAUUUGGCAUUCGACACUGAAGUCAUCAUGAACUUUUUCCAACUCCUGAGGAAAAAGAAGGAGCUUAUUCCUUUGGUGGCGUUCAUGACCGUGGCGGCGACUGGAGCUACGUCUUUUGCUCUAUAUUCCCUUCGAAAAACCGAUGUGAUCUUUCUUUUAUUUUUAGCAUUGAUCGAAAAAGAAAUCCAGAACCUUGGGAAACUGUGGAUCCUAGUGUACCUACAAAGCUGUGGUUUUAGGUCCAGAAUCCAAUCCAAAGUCCACUUGUUGCCCUGAGUCCUCGAUAAAUAUUGGGUCAUGAGAACGACUGCAGAGGAGCUUGUUUCAAACUGCUGUCUCUACAGAAUUUGAUCUGGAUAAGAUUCUCUUUGAUGUGGACUUUGACCUUUUUUAAUGUGAGAUAUCAAAAUGACAUUCUCGUAUAAUUUAAAUAUUUAAGAAGUUGUACGAUUACUGAGCAUUCAUUAUGUGGAGGGCAUUGUGCUGGCCUCAAGGAUCUGACAUAGGAAAGGGAGACACACUUAGGAACAAAUCAAAGCAAUACAGUGACAAUAAAGCCAGGAUAGAAAGAAGCACAUGGUACAAAGGAAAGUUUUCCCAAGAAGAUGGAUUCUGAAAGACUAAUCAGUCUAGUUUCUUGAAAAACCAGUAGUGAGAAGUCAGCAGGGCAAUUGAAGUAGAGGUGCGUAUUGACCAAGGCAUAAGGGGUCAAAAUAACAUACUUUCUGGAAACUUGGAGUAGUAUAACACAUGGAAUUUAAUAUUGGACUAUAAAGCAGGAUAGGUGGAAUACGUAGGACCUUUUAUGCUAUUAUCCUGCAGGUACAAAGGAACCAGAAAAGGGUUUUAAGUUGGGGAAAGAGAGAAUACAGUUUACUUAAUGGAGUAUGGGCUAUAGCAACGAGAGGUGGGGGGUGCGCAUUGGAAGGGACUUUGGUUGGAGGCCAGAGACCAGCUGCUGCCAGUGGCCCAGGGUACAGACAGUAAGGCCAUAACCAACCAAGGCAGUGGUGGAGGGAAUGAAAAAAAGAGGCUGCAUUGGAGAGCAAAUGACGAGAAGACCUCAAGGCUCAUUGGAUGUAGCUGAGGGAUAUCCAAAAUGACUCCAAAUUUCUCACCUGAGAGUAGCUGGGUGCGUGGUGGUGCCAAGACGGAAAAUAUAGGAGCAAAAAAAUAGAAUGUUCAAGGGAGGGGCAGAUAAGGAAGAAAAUGAGUUAGGCCUUGGAAUCCUGUUGGGAGCCAGGGAGCUAUCUAUGUAAAUUACUUCUAGAGAGCUGCAACGGGGCGUGAGCUGGAGACAGUUUGUGGGGUGGUAAAACCAAGGGCGUGGAUGAGAUUGCCUACUGGGGGCAGAGGGGAGAGGGCAUGUAAAGUGACAUGAAGACUGAGCAGAGAGGGACAUCGUCAUGAAAGACAUGGGCAGGGGAAGAGGGUCUGGUCCCUGAUGGGGAUGGGGAGAAAUGGUUAGGGAAGGAGGACCGGGAGAUGCGUCCUGGAGCCUAGAGAGGGGAGCUCUACCCUGUCAGGAGUUGUUCCAGUUGGCAAUUAAACCAAAGCCUGGAGUCCUUUCAGCUUUAUGGCCGUGAGCCUUACGCCAACAUCUAUAAUUCUCUCACAUGAGAAACAAGAUGUGAAGGAAGCUUUCUGAAUAAAAAACUUAAAAUCCUGUUCCAUAUCGCUAAAGACUGGAGUGAGGUCUAAUUAAAUACUCAUUCGCCAUCGUUUUUUAUUUUCUUGGGGAAAUUCUCUCACAUCUUAGUUGGGACUUUCUGGUAGAGAAUGAAAUUACAUGCUCUGAAAUCAGACCUCUCUGCCACUUAGUACCUGUGUCGCUUUGGACAAACCUCAGGUUCCUCAUCUAUAAAAUUGGGUUAAUUUGUACCUGCUUGGGUUAGUUGUGAAGAUUAUGUGAGAUAAUAAAGUAGUUAACGUGGUGUUUGACAUGUACUAGUUGUUCAAUAAGUGUUCCCUUCUCUCUUUUUAAAAAAUGAUUAUCGCUAUAAAGUAGAACACUCUUAAUGUGUUUAAAAUUAUAUUCUUCCCUGAGUGGGAACAUUGCCUGUUUGAAAUUCACACAUAGCUCUUCUGGUGAUGGCUCCACCUUAGUUCACAACGCCCCAGUGAUAAACCUUUGCUGGAGCACACCCAUAGGUAAAUGUACCCCACCUUGACGCCAACCUAUGUAGACACCUGGCCAAAGAUAAGAGCCACUGCGUCUAUGCCCACAUAGAGGAUCUCCCAUCCAGAAAAGACAUAGCAACAAAAAUAGUUACAUAUAUAUACAUGUUAUACAAUAUAUAAAUAUAUCCUUAGAGACAAAUCUCCAUAUUAAUAAUCACGAUAUUCACACAAGCACGUUACAUAUAUCCUCACAUUCAAAAGUGAUGGUGUGCGGUUUGAAUAGGAAGGAGGGUGAAAUGAACGCAUGUACCUAAGAUAGCAGGAGGCGUUGGGAUUCGUUUUUCUGGUAAUUAUCCCUUAUAAUGUGUUUUCCCCAUGCUUAGAAAGCUGCCUCAAGCAAUGAUAUAAUUUCUCUCUAGAAACUAAGGCUUUUUGUUUUGUUUUGGUGGUGUGUUACUACAUCAUCUGCCUGUGUGCAUAUACUUAGCUACAAAAUGAAAAUUAGAAUAAAAUUAAGGAAAACCCCAAAUUUGAUAACUCUCGCACACACUCAAAAACCAAUUUGCUCAUUCACCUACUAUGACUUAUAAUAUAUGUAUAUAUAAUAAAAUACUGCUUAUUUGAAGAGAGGAAGUACUGUUUAAAAAAUUAAACUCCACUUUUUUGUAUUUAUAUCGA
This is a messenger RNA of Equus caballus (horse), 2930 nucleotides long. The record is from RefSeq and is a predicted model, not a curated record. Lineage: Eukaryota; Metazoa; Chordata; Mammalia; Perissodactyla; Equidae.